CUGCGGCGGAACUGCCAAAAAGAAAGAAAGAAACCGAGUUGGCGUGUCGACUCGCUCAGUUACCAAAAAUUCGGUUAUCGGGCCAGGAUCGCUGGGAAUUUGUAACUGUGUCGUUGUCUUUGAGGAAAUCAAUGGGAGAGGGCAGUGCAUUUGCUACCUACUGUGUGCGAGCAAAUUGAGGACACCUUGAGGAAGGCGCCAUGGCUGCCCUCAGACCCCUCGUGAAACCCAAGAUUGUCAAAAAGAGGACCAAGAAGUUCAUCCGGCACCAGUCAGACCGAUAUGUCAAAAUUAAGCGGAACUGGCGGAAACCCAGAGGCAUUGACAAUAGGGUGCGUAGAAGAUUCAAGGGCCAGAUCUUGAUGCCCAACAUUGGUUAUGGGAGCAACAAGAAAACAAAGCACAUGCUGCCCAGUGGCUUUCGGAAGUUUCUGGUACAUAACGUCAAGGAGCUUGAAGUGCUGCUGAUGUGCAAUAAAUCUUACUGUGCUGAGAUUGCUCACAACGUCUCCUCAAAGAACCGCAAAGCCAUUGUGGAAAGAGCAGCCCAGCUGGCCAUCAGAGUCACCAAUCCCAAUGCCAGGCUGCGCAGCGAAGAAAAUGAAUAGACAGAUUGUGUACACAUUGUAUUUGUGUUAAUAAAAUCAUAAAAUUCUGCCA
Molecule: messenger RNA, 660 nt
Organism: Eptesicus fuscus (big brown bat)
Lineage: Eukaryota; Metazoa; Chordata; Mammalia; Chiroptera; Vespertilionidae
Gene: RPL32
Product: ribosomal protein L32
Exons: 4
Coding region: 201-608 (135 amino acids)
Biological process (GO): translation
Cellular component (GO): cytosolic large ribosomal subunit; ribosome
Molecular function (GO): structural constituent of ribosome
Source: RefSeq, a predicted model, not a curated record